This is a messenger RNA of Striga asiatica, 1429 nucleotides long. Lineage: Eukaryota; Viridiplantae; Streptophyta; Magnoliopsida; Lamiales; Orobanchaceae. The record is from the annotation of a GenBank genome assembly.
AUGUCUCCAUCACUCUUCGACCAGAAUCCGGCUACCUUAACUCCACCGGCGCCGCCCCUUCGACAACAUAUGGCCACCUUGGAGAUGUUGGCCCUCCAGUCACUGCCCAGUCCCCGCCAGUCACCUCUUUACAAGAUUGUGCAGGUGUACUUGAUCCCACAACCCUUUUCAAACGCAAAAAAUCCUCUUCCUUUCACGUAUUGCCGCAGCCGUUCCUUCUACUUCCAGUCUCAGGUCACCCUCUCUUUCUCUCGCUCUUGCUGGGUCUUGUUUUCUGUUAACAGAAGCCGAGGAUUAGAUAAAAUCGUUGGGAGUUGGGACCCUAAAAUUGAGAAGAAACCAAAAGAAAAGGUGAUAAAUAUGAUAAAAAGGAGGUUUUAUAGGAUGGAACAUGGUAACAGGGAUGACCCUUCUGGAUCAUCUUCUUCUGAUGAUGACUCUGAAGUUGGAGGAGAUUCCACAGACGAAACAGAUAUUGAAGAAGAUGAUGAUUAUGAGGUAGAAGAAGAAAAAGAUGAAGAAGGAAAUGCUGGGUCAGAUGAUAGAGAAAAGGGACAAGCUUCAUCCUCUUCUGGUUAUGAGAGCGAGGAUAGCUCAGGCAAUGAAGUUAAUCUUGACUCAUCAGGUUUACCUACGAGUGACGAUGAUGUGGCAGCUCAAGACAGCAGGAAAAAUGGUGGGGUGGACAAUUUACUUGCCAUGGCAGAGCAGAGUCCUAACGAGGCCCUUAUUGAUACUCCAGACUGUGUUUUAAAGUGUAAAUCAGUUUUCAAGUGCAAACUAUGCCCUAGGAUUGUCUGUCUGUCUGAGGAAACCUUAAAGGCUCAUCUGAACUCCAAGGCAAGUAAAAACAUUUCCUUUAGACAUGCCCGUUCUGAAAAGCUACGUAAAGAGGGAAGACUUAAGCUUAUGCUCAACGAUGAUGGGGAAAUUGAAGCCGAGACCCAUUCAGAUGAUCAUAUUACUACAGCUGUCUCUGGAGAUGGACAGGAGUCGGCCAAGCCAAAGAAAAAGAGAAAAGGACCAUGGAAAAAUUGGAAAAGAUCAGGACAGGAAACAAAGUUAGGGAAACAAAGACCAUCGGAAGAUAAGCGGAAGAAGAAAGGGAAGAAUGAAUGAAUGCUAGCUGAACAAAAGAACAAUGUCUCCUUGAUUUUUUCCAUAAAGAGGAUUGAGGCUUGAAUCCUACAAAACAUUAGACUGACCUCUUUGCUUUGCUUUUAGAUUUUUGUUCCUAUGUUGUCUAAAUGCUCGGGAUUCUUGAAAAUUUACAGUGGUAAUUUGGAAUGUUUGACUUGCAAGUGGAUAAAACAGUUCAGCGUAGAUUGUAAGCUAAUGUGUAUUCCAAUAGAGAUCAUUAAAAGAUGGCAAUGCCAAUUAUGCAAAGCAACUCCGGAUUUACCGUCUAGCACAAGAUUGAUAACUCAAG